Molecule: messenger RNA, 300 nt
Organism: Lasiodiplodia theobromae
Lineage: Eukaryota; Fungi; Ascomycota; Dothideomycetes; Botryosphaeriales; Botryosphaeriaceae
Exons: 2
Coding region: 1-300 (99 amino acids)
Source: RefSeq, a predicted model, not a curated record
AUGCAGUUCACCACCACCCUCAUUGCCUCCAUCCUCGCCGUCGCUGUCACCGCAGCCCCGGGCAGUGCUGCCGCUGGCGACCUCGAAAAGCGCCAGGUGGUGGACUGUGGAGCGGGGAAUUGCCCGAACCUCGUUCAGGAAAGUCUAUGCGUAAUUAGGAACCUCGCUUUCUUGAACGUUAACGGCGCCAUCAACUGUGUUACUGGCGGUCAAUCUACUAUCUGCAAUUGCGCGAGUUGCGUCCCAGCAGUUGAGGCGUUUCUCGCCGCCUUCCCCGGUAUUAUCAACUGCCCGGCUUGA